Messenger RNA from Rubroshorea leprosula, 1083 nucleotides. The record is from the annotation of a GenBank genome assembly. NCBI's taxonomy places the organism in Eukaryota, Viridiplantae, Streptophyta, Magnoliopsida, Malvales, Dipterocarpaceae.
AAAAAAAUUAAAACAUCUCAAGUUUUGUUAGUAUUUAUGGCCGGACCUGCAAAUACUAACAAAAUUUUGCAGAAACAUAGAUAAAGCAUAGAACUUUGAACAAAAUCGAGAUGCAAAGCGACUUAAAUGAGAUCAAAUCGAUAAAUGCAACAGAAGAUGAAGCUCAAGCAAGAAAUUUGAAGUCUUUUUACAGACUUCAUCCGCAACGUGAAGAAAUUGCGAGGCUUAAACCCAAAGAACUUCUGCGGAGCCGAUAUCUACAACAGCAUUAUGAUCCGUUACAUCAAGGCUUCGCUGACAUACUGAGCCAACCGGAGGAUUCUGUGGUGAUCGAUUUCAACUAUUACCGCGUGGACAAUGCUUCCACCCCGAGGCUAAACGAAGACAUCUGGGAAGAAAUCGAGCAAAUGGCAUUCUUCAAGUAUGGUGUGCGGCCACAUUGGGCAAAGAAUAGGAAUCUUGGGUUCUUGGGAGUGCAGAGUAAUUACCCAAACUUCAACAAAUUCAUUGCGGAGAAGAAACAAUUAGACCCGCAAGGCAUAUUCUCUAGCAAAUGGUCGGAUCAGAUACUGUUGGGAAGCAAAGCUAUUGAUAAAGGCAACGGGAAGCCAAAGUCUGUGGAUAUUCGUCAUCCUCCAUUGUGUAACGAUUCUAUGACACCACCGAACUCCAUCUCGCCACCAAGAACAGCCCCAAAACAGAGUGGCUCAAGGUUAGCAAAACCCAAAAACAACAAAGAAGAAGUCGUCCAUAAUUUUGAGGGAAUUCAGUUGCAAUGGAAGUAUGUCUGCAUAGAGCCUUUGAAGAUCUUGCAGGGAGAAAGGCAGGCUGUUGGGCGGAGAAGUUCCAAGGAUUGGGUAGGCUGCUAUUGGGUGGAGAAGAAGAUCUUGCAUGGAGAGAGGCAGAUUGAAAAUUCUAGGAAUCUCACCCCCAAAUCGUGAAAUAGGAAAGAAGAAGAGAGAUGGGAGAAAAAUGAGCCAUGGGAUCACACAUGCCACGUAGGAAUGUAAAUUUUUACAAUCAGCCUUCUGGGUCUAGUUGGCAUGCCACGUAUUGAGGGAGUAAUAAACUGCAACGGACAGC